GGCGCAACUGCCAAUAAAACAUAACAAGACGAGGAAAUGUAUUAGUCGUUCUAGAAGUACAUCCGGGUUAAUGUAGUAAACAUGGCCGAGUGUACGGAGGACAGGGAUAAAGACAGCUUUGAUGUCAUGGACUUGGCAGAGUAUGCUAAGAGACAACGAUGGUGGAACAGAGUCUUUGGAAAUAACUCUGGACCUAUUGCUGAGAAGCGUUCAGUGGCGACACAGCUUGCAAUUGGUGGAGUUACUGGCUGGUGUGCUGGGUUCAUGUUUAAGAAAGUUGGAAAGCUGGCUGCCUCUGCAGUGGGUGGCGGCUUCUUUCUCCUCCAGAUGGCUAAUCACACAGGGUACAUCACAGUGGACUGGAAGAGAGUGGAGCAGGAUGUGAACAAGGCCAAGAAGCAGCUGAAGCUGAAUGCUGAGAGGCCCCCGGCGGAAGUGCGGACUAAAGUAGAUGAGGUGUCAAUAUUUGUGAAGAAGAACAUCAUUCUAACUGGAGGCUUUGCUGGAGGAUUUCUGCUUGGACUGGCAUCCUAGAAUUUUAAUUUAUUUUUUCCAAAGCCGAACACAUCUUCUAUUUUGAGGUACUUUUGAUGUUAAGGCUGAAUAAUAAUGAAAUGAAACUAUAUUUACACAUUCUGAACAAAAUUAAAGUUGCAUCAAUGCACUGAAACUGAGUUGCUGAGUUGAUGUAGCCUGAAAUGUUGUCCAUGAUGUAUUUCUUCUCUUCAAAAUGUAGUAUGUAUCCAAGGCCCUUUGUUUUCAAACCCAGCCCUUGCCCAGUAGGAAGUGUUUCUACUCCUUUACUAGCUGAAUUACAGUUUGGUGCAGAUUUCAAUUUGCAUUGAUAUUGAUUUCAUAUUAAAGGCAAAUGGAAUUACUUCCAAUGAGCAGAUUUUAUCUCAAACUCUCUCUUUGACUCAGCAUGCCUUCCCCCUCACUUCCAUUCCAUUUCCAAAAGCACAUAUUGAUCCUCUUAGCGAAAUGUCCAUGGUGGGAUGGGUCUGUUGACCUUCAGAUGUUUUAUAUUUAUUUUUUAACUUUUUACCGGGAUGCAUCUCAAUGAUCCAUAUCAUUAUAAAUAAACCAAUAUCAAAAUGUUUAUUUAUGUAUUAGUUUGUAGUAAAAGUCUUGCCUGUUACAGGUUUUAAAACUUCUUUGCUAUUCUGAUUCGGUCUGUUCCAAGUUUUGGAAAUGCACUUCUUCUGUCUGCUUUGGUUGAUCAUCUAAAAGUCCAUGUAAUCUAAAUAGGAAACGCAUUACUGUUGCAAGUCAGAGUUACAGGGCAGGUGCAAAUGAGAAUAGUGAAGUAUAUGGUGUAAUGGUGAAGAAUACUGAAAACAAAAGGCCUUGGCUAUAGUUAAUCCUUUGUACACAUUUUGAGAACUGCUUUAUCUAAAAAAGAUAGUUGCACUGCUGUUGUUAUACAUCAAGUAUGGUUUCACUCCAUUCUGUUAAGGACUUAAAUCAUAAAUGUAAGCAAAUGUGAAGUUUAUUGUCUGUAUAAAUAAAGCGACAUUAAGUUA
Anguilla anguilla (European eel) is the source of this 1523-nucleotide messenger RNA. RefSeq names its product FUN14 domain-containing protein 1-like. Gene Ontology annotation, cellular component: mitochondrial outer membrane. The record is from RefSeq and is a predicted model, not a curated record. Bases 82 to 534 code for a protein of 150 amino acids. The transcript has 5 exons. Gene Ontology annotation, biological process: autophagy of mitochondrion. NCBI's taxonomy places the organism in Eukaryota, Metazoa, Chordata, Actinopteri, Anguilliformes, Anguillidae.